ACCUGUAUCACCUUGUUAAACAACUUAUGUUAAAUGACCUUUUUGAAGUAGAAGUCGAACAAAUUCUUAGCCUCUGUCCCCCUUUGCUUUCAUACAAUGUGGAACUUGCAGCUUCGCUUAGCCAAAAAUCACAAUUUUUUUCACAACUUUCUUGUUGACUGGUACUCACUCCUGGAAAAUUGCAGGAGCAAAAGGUGAAUCUGGAGCAUCUGGUAAUUUGUAAUCUGUGGAUACCGUACGACGUUGUAAACCAUGCCCACGAUGCGUUCGGGACUCGAAGUCCUCUCGGAGCUUCAAUCAUACGUGUUAGGCAGAGGACCAGGGGCAAGAGCGGCUAGCGGCGCUACCGCUACCUCUACCAUAUUAAGCUAUGACUCCAUUGCAAAUCCAUUUCUAUGAUCACUACCUUCCGGUUCUACCACUGAUGAACAAUAGGUAGUCCACGACUACGAAGGGACACUACUACUGAUAGUAGCUCUAUAAGGGGACGGGAUUUGAGGAGAGGACAAACUGCUUUAUUUUUUUGUUACAUGGAUCUUCAACCUUCAUCGAUCAUAGCCUUUCUUAUUUUUUCUGUGGAAGUUGUGUCACAGUGAUCCACAUGAAGACCAAUGCUCAAUCUGUAUUCAGCGUCGAGCUCUAAAAAUUUGAUGCGGAUAGCACGAACAAGCGUCAGUGGAGACCGAGGCUGAGGCGACUCGUUGAUACGGUUUCAUCCUUCGUCGAAACCCAGGACGGAUCGAAUGUUACGGCUGGAAAAGAUAACUCAUUUACUCUUUCUCCUUGAUAAGUCAAAAAUGUAGUCCCUUCAGCUUCACAUUCAUAUACACUAGACAAUCGGUAUACGUGCUGAAAGAAUGGACGUAAUACUUACAACAGGACGAGUAGGACUUAGAGAAGAUUUUUCUUCCCUGAGAAACAGAAUGUGACAGUAGAACAGCUCUGGUAUAAGUUCUUCUAUUAGCAAGGAUAGUAAAAUUGAAAAACCUACAAUCUAUCCCAUACUCCAUUAUUUGGAUCUGGACCUCCCCACCAUGAUAGAGUCAGUCUUUCUAGUACCAAGUUGAAUAGUUCGGCAUCUGAUAGACCUGCCUCUAAUAAAUUUCUAACCAGUUGAAAAAUUUCCCUCGACGUCCUACUCCCUUCAACAUAGAAAUGGAUACAAUAAGUUUCAGUAUUUCUACUAAAAACUUGACUUCUCAUGAUCCUACUAAGUCAUCCCAGAAUGACGAAAGCGUAGACUGGAACACAGUUUCGGUGAUGCAGGCGCAUCCCGAGUCUCCUGUGGCGCCCCUAUGCGAGGACGUCGAGGACGAAACUCUGGAAGCAGGCGAUCGAUGUUGGUCCACCUGUCAGGGACAGUGCCCUCAAAACGUGCUAAAGCCAGGUAAUUAGUUAUAACUUCACUUGUCAGGGACAGAGCCCUCAAAACGUAUUGAAGCCAGGUAGUUCAUCAAACUUGCUCUUAUAUUUGGUUUCACAUUUUUACUUACAUUUUUUUUUUGAAAGCUGCAAAGCUCCUUAUUCUUCUAUUAUAGGGUAGACAUUUUUGAAGUUCCAAAGCGUGCUGCAUGUCCUUUGACUUCGAUAGUACUCCCACACCAGCAUCAGCAUUAUAGUUGUUGUCUUUGGAAGAAGACAAUAGAUAUGAAUUAAAUCGAUGUCAUCAGGUCUGGUGUUCGAUUUUGACGAGGUCCGGCCCGGUCAUCCCGGUUGUGUGAGUCAUUUCGAGUGCGUCGGCAACUAUGACCGGGUGCUCUGCCACGCGUUGGAUGGCGUCCAGGCAGCGUCGUUUCUUCCACCCGUUGCCUCCGAAAAUGUUAUGGGUCGGCGUAUGUCCAUGCACUUAAUUCAAGGUGCUAUACCCGUGAGUGGGUACAUCAAUCAGUCAAUCAACCAAUCAAUCUGGGUUAAAGAUUAGUCCAAGUCUCCUGUUUGCAGGGCUGUGUCGACUAAACAACCAUCACUCUACUCCACAUGCAUUAUCUGGCGUGUGGUAUCCUGAGAACAAGAAACCUUAGACAGAAGACCACCCUCCAACUAUGGUUAAUAUUUAUAGGUAUUAUAAGCUAUUUUUUCCGUCAUUCAUGGUCUACCUAAGUAGGUGUAUCCCUACAUGCAAUAAAGAUAAGCUAUUUUUAGCUCUAAAGCGGGGUCUUCUCUCCUGUCCGGGAUCGCAGUUCUGCAAAGCCAUCUGCUGGAGCGGAAGAAAAAACACAACAGGAGGAAAAUAGCACUUUUUCACUCAGAGGAGUGGAAGGAAGCGGACUAUAAUCACGACGCUUCACGUCCACAACGCCACAAAGGAAAGGCCAUUUGCCAUCUAUCCAGGAGAAGUGACGAGGAACUUUUUUUUUGAGUUAACUGUUUCGUGAUUUAUUUUGAGGCUUCUAUGUUGAGUAUGAUCCCACUUGGCGCGUAUCAAAGGUGCCCUUCCCACUUGGCGCGUAUCAAAGGUGGCCUUCCCACUUGGCGUAUCAGAGGUGGAAUUCCCACGUCGCGUAUGAAAGUCGGCCUAUAGUACGUGGCAACACUGAGUUCUUACAUCGAUUAUUUUUUCUGGUGGCUCGAUUGAUACAAUGAUUCCUGGCGCUAUGCUGCCUCAUCAAAGGAUUACUCAUGACGCCCAUCGCGGGAUACAAUUGAUCAUGAGGCACUUUGAUUUUGAGUUAACUGUUUCGUGAUUUAUUUUGAGGCUUCUACUCAGUAGAGAAUUGUUCAAAGAAAAAUU
Molecule: messenger RNA, 2731 nt
Organism: Amoebophrya sp. A25
Lineage: Eukaryota; Dinophyceae; Syndiniales; Amoebophryaceae
Source: the annotation of a GenBank genome assembly